AUGGGGAAUGGAGCAUGUCACUAAUAAGUUCCUUCUAUAGAUGAAGUAAAUUUAGUAGCUCGAAACUUAAAAAAUUAAUUUGAGCCAUGCAAUAGUUAAUGUGUUUUACCACUUUUGAAUUCAUAAUCUUAAAGUCCAUCCAAGCCUAGCAUCGAAUCAAAGAACCCAACCAUCGCUAGAUUAGACGAGGAAGAAUUUGAAAUAUUGAUGACCAAUGAAGACAAGGAGGAUCACGAUUUAUCGCCUAUCAGACCAAGUAAAUUGUCUAGAGCGUAGUCUCCCACUAAACCUAUCAAAUCUAAACAUCAUUAUAAGAAGGAAGAGAUUUACUUUUUGGAAUUGCUUAAGCAAGAUAAAACAACUAUCACCAGGAGAAAAUCCGCAGAUAGAUAACUAAGUCCUGUCAAAGUCAUACAUUCAAAUCAUUAGAAGAAGCAUAACACUGCAUUAUUGAUCCACAGUCCUGAUCAGAGAUCCAACUAACUUAUCAAAAUGACUAGGUUGUCGUGCCAACUUGAUGAAGCAGUUAUUUUAUCUCUAGAACCUAAAUCCAUUCUGAAAUCUAUAGGAUCUGAAAAAUCCCUAUCAAACUCCCAAAAGAGUAAGACCAAUAGUUAAAAGAAAGUCAGAUUUGGCAUGGUUUAUCGAUAGUACAAGUGA
Messenger RNA from Paramecium tetraurelia, 660 nucleotides. RefSeq lists its product as uncharacterized. The record is from RefSeq and is a predicted model, not a curated record. NCBI's taxonomy places the organism in Eukaryota, Ciliophora, Oligohymenophorea, Peniculida, Parameciidae. The transcript has a single exon.